[Torrubiella] hemipterigena is the source of this 1304-nucleotide messenger RNA. The record is from the annotation of a GenBank genome assembly. Lineage: Eukaryota; Fungi; Ascomycota; Sordariomycetes; Hypocreales; Clavicipitaceae.
AUGAAGCAUCUGAGGGUCAUCUUUUCCAUCUCCAUUUCAACCCCGUAUACCAACUGCAAAAAUAUGAAGUCGAACAGAAUUCUCGCCGUUGCUGGCGUGGCUGUUGCUGCGAGCCAUGCAACCGCAUCUACCACGGCUCUGGGAGAAAAGAAUAUACCCGUCCUCGAGGUUUCAAAGGCCUUCAAAAUUGUCGUACAUGUAACCGACAAGUCAAUGGAUCAGAAACCAUCGAUUGAAAACCACAUGGUCAUUCCCAAUCCAGCGGGCAAAUACCACCCAUUUAGGCCCGCACGCGUUAGCUUCGACGCAAGCGACAUUGACUUUUACACCAACGAGAUCCCUUUCCAUCUACGCGGAACCCAAGAAGACGCGAUGGCUGGUCGAGGCAACAUUGCUGGAUCGGUAUCUUAUGUUCCAAAGAGGCCGUUCGAUAUUCCCAUGCAAAUCGAAAAAGCUCAGGAUGAGACACGACCAUGGCUUCGUAACGUCACAAUUGGGUACGAUGGAGGUCAAAAUGUCGAAUUUGUCAACUUGACUGCUUCCACGAAUCUCAUAUCAGAGGCUAUUUCCGAUGCCAAAUUCAUCGCAUGCCCUGGUGAAGAGGUUGAAAUCCGCGCCAUCGAUGCAAAGGCGCACAGUGAUAUCCCCGUGGGUUGCACACCAAUUCGACUUUUCCCCGAGUGUGUGCAGCCAGAGAGUCCCAUGUACCCCCAGGUUUAUGAGAAGGCACCAUUUGCUAGAUGCUACAAGGCAGGCAGCGAUUAUUCCGCUUUUGACUAAGUUUUCGGUUGUUGCGUACAAUCGUUGCAAUGUUAUACAGAAAGAUGGUUGGAAUAACAAAGAAAACUUAUAAAUGAAACAAGUUAAAACCGUACUUAUUUGCGUUAUAUAUUCACUACUCCUACGAAAUGAACGAGAGUUUUAUUUGGGAGGGAAUGAUUUGGUACACUAUGACAGCUUAGCAAAGGAUCACGGGAGAAGAGUCACACACGCAAAUGACAAACCUUGGACUUGCAGCCACUUUCAACGUUCUUGCAAGAAGAUAGACAGCCCUGACUUUGUAAGCUUUGUACUCAAUGUUAAAACACACGCAGGUAUGCAAUCUUACCUCCCACACAAAGUCUUCGAUCUUUGUAGGAUCCUCUUUGCAGUUUUCAAAGCAGUGAUCUCUAUCGAGUCGACAUUUGUUGAUGCAGGCAGAAUCAGGAGUAGCUAGAUAUUUUUCAAUUGCGUCGAUUCUGCUGGCGAGAUCUGCCUGCCUAACUUCAACGGAAGCAGCGAGCGCCACGCUGAAGUAAAGAGCA